Messenger RNA from Blepharisma stoltei, 3846 nucleotides. Lineage: Eukaryota; Ciliophora; Heterotrichea; Heterotrichida; Blepharismidae. The record is from the annotation of a GenBank genome assembly.
AUGAGCCUUAAAAUUUUCCAAGACGCUUAUGAUUUAUCAUUGCUUUAUAAAAAUGGCUAGGUGAAUUUUUCCGAAUUGUGAAGUAAGAUCUUUUAAGGAAUACGAUACAGAAAACCUUUAUAAGAAAGGCAAGAAGGAUACUUAGCAAACUAUCUGAGCAAAUGCUGAAAUUUUAAUUUUCUGUUUGGCUUAAUAGUAAAAUUCAACCAAAAAAAGGUACUAAAAUAAAAAUUAUCAAGCUGUAUCACUAAUAUAGAUUAGAUAAAAAGUCAUUUUAAAAGAAUUAUACCAUAGUCCAUUGACGAAUUAUAAGAUGGUUGACGUCAAGUAAAUUUCAGUAGUGAGAUAAGUGAAUUUUAAUAAAAGGUCAGAUAGUUAUUUAUCCGAAUUCCAAUUUCGGAAGUUAUCCAAAAUAAAAGGGUGUAUCCUUCAGUAAUUUUUUUUUAUUUUUUACGUCCAACCUUACCGUUUAUUAUAAAAAAUUUUAAAAAUCACGAAUAUCUUCUAAAUAUCCUUCCUUACACUCAAAUAGUCCAUAAAUAAAUACAUUAAAGUUAGAGAAAAUAAAUAGAAUUUUAACACAGAUCUAGCUUAACUUAAUAUACUCUUCACACAAUUUGCGAUGUUAAAAGUCUGCAAAGUAAAUUUACUAAAGAGGCAUCUUAAAAGCUGCAUCACCUGAGUCUUUUGCGAACUAUUAAUAAAAUAUCAGUAAAAAAAUUUGACUGAAAAGUUCCUUCAAGAAUUUUUUUAAUGAAAAAUUAUUUUGAAUCAUUAUUGAAGAUUUACUGUAUUUAGAGAGUUUAAUUAAGACCAGAAUAAUUAAUAUUACGCACAUUAUUUUGUGCAUAAAUUUAAUCCAAUUUUCGCGGCAAUAAAAUGGUCGACAGACAUUGGCUGUAUGGAAAUUUCCAUACAAUUACUGCAUCAGAAUCGAACUCUAUUGAUUGAUGCAGGGAAGUAGGCAUUAUGAAGGAUCCUAUAUGCGACUUAUUCCAUAGGCCGACCUAUAUUUAUCAGGGAGGUAAUUCACAUUUUUUAAGAUGCAAUUCAUGCCAAAAAACACUCUCUUUGCGUCGGCUUUCAAUAUUUCAAUAUUCUAGGCUUCCGCUCUCCACUUGCAUUAAAAUAAUCUUUUUCCACAUGAUAAAGAACACUCAGUGCUUCAGAUUGCUCAAGAUCUUGGAUAUACCCAUAAAGCAGUAAGAAAAUUCAUCAAAGCAGUCAGAAGGCACAUUUCUAAACAAAUUUUUAAGAGCUAUUUCGAAGAUGAUCCUUUAGGAUCAGAAAAUGAGCCAGGUAGAAAUCACCCAACAGUAGAGAUGGAUGAGACCAAACUCCUGCACUGAAAGAACGAAACCAGAUGAGUGUUUGGAAUUUAUGAUAGAGGCACUAAAAAAUAUCGGCUUUUUUACUGUUCUAACAAUAGGUCCUAUGAAGAACUUAAAAUUAUAUACUCUUAUCAGUUGCUACUGAUCCGAAUAACCCUACGGAAUGUUGGACUGAUGGCUGAAGAGCAUAUAACUCUUAGUAAAUGAUGGAUUUAGGCAUAAAGUUGUGUUUCAUAACAGGCCUUUCAGAGUCGGACGAGAAACUACGAACCACAUUGAGAACUUAUGGUCUCGUAUGAAAAAGCUAAAAACAUUUUCAAACGGAUUUGGAGCAAAUAAUGAGGAGGAUCUCGAAGAUUACGUAAACUAUUUUCAGUUUCUACUUGCAAAUAAAGGGUUAGAUCGCAUUGAAGCAUUCAUACAAGCAUUGAAGGUAGAUAAUUUCUCAUAUUCUAACUAAUAAAUGGAUAUUCAACUCUCUAAAUACAGUAAAUCUUCAAUAAUGAUUCAAAAUAAUUUUUCAUUAAAAAAAUUCUUGAAGGAACUUUUCAGUCAAAUUUUUUUUACUGAUAUUUUAUUAAUAGUUCGCAAAAGACUCAGGUGAUGCAGCUUUUAAGAUGCCUCUUUAGUAAAUUUACUUUGCAGACUUUUAACAUCGCAAAAUUGUGUGAAGAGUAUAUUAAGUUAAGCUAGAUCUGUGUUAAAAUUCUAUUUAUUUUCUCUAACUUUAAUGUAUUUAUUUAUGGACUAUUUGAGUGUAAGGAAGGAUAUUUAGAAGAUAUUCGUGAUUUUUAAAUUUUUUUUAUAAUAAACGGUAAGGUUGGACGUAAAAAAAAUAAAAAAAAUUACUGAAGGAUACACCCUUUUAUUUUGAAUAACUUCCGAAAUUGGAAUUCGGAUAAAUAACUAUCUGACCUUUUAUUAAAAUUCACUUAUCUCACUACUGAAAUUUACUUGACGUCAACCAUCUUAUAAUUCGUCAAUGGACUAUGGUAUAAUUCUUUUAAAAUGACUUUUUAUCUAAUCUAUAUUAGUGAUACAGCUUGAUAAUUUUAUUUUAGUACCUUUUUUUUGGUUGAAUUUUACUAUUAAGCCAAACAGAAAAUUAAAAUUUCAGCAUUUGCUCAGAUAGUUUGCUAAGUAUCCUUCUUGCCUUUCUUAUAAAGGUUUUCUGUAUCGUAUUCCUUAAAAGAUCUUACUUCACAAUUCGGAAAAAUUCACCUAGCCCUUUAUAAAAAUCGCACCCAAAAUAUGGUGAAGAAAUUUCUGAUUAUCGCUGCCUCUUUAAUUCAGAUUUUUGCACUCUCCUGCUUAGACAUCAACGGAAACCCUGUAGCAUGGUGAAAUUUGGUAAAAAUGCCUAAAGCUGUAAAAAAUGCGCCUUUUUAUGGAAAAUCUUACUUAUAUGUAUCUCCUGAUAACCCAACCCCGACCCUCAGCACAAAUCCUAUAAACGUAACAAGCCCAAUGACUUAUACGCUAAACCAAUUAAAUACUGAUAAAACUGUUUCCUUUUUAUUUUACAAGUAAAAUUCAUAUAGUGACGGCUAUCCAGGAAGUGAAACAAAUUACAGUUCUUAUUAUGGGCAUUCAAAAGGGAUUUUAGCUUAUACCCAAAACCAUAUAUAAAAAUAGCGCGGCGAAUCAGUCCACCUUCUUAACACCUAUAGCCGAGGUGGCUCGUGAAGUGUUGAAGGAAGGAUGAAGCUAUUUCUGUCAAGGACUGUAAGCAAGGGCUGAGCGUUAUGGGGAUGAAUAUGGCCGACGGGCUUAUAUCAAGCUAAGCUUACCCCAAACCCAAGCUAUUUACAUUAUCCAUUCAGUGCCUCAUUUUCCUUAUACUGAUAAUGUUACUAAUGCAGUUGUUUUAGACAUUGCAGAUCCGCAGACUAUGUAUGGGCAAAAUAUGAUGUGCAUACAGUUGGAUCCUCAGACUUUAUUUAAUAUUGCAGGAAUUAUGACAAUCAACCACCCUGCAGUUUAUUUUUCAAGAAUAGUAAAUCAAAACGCUAAUAUUACUUAUCUCGUUAAAAAUGUUACGGCUGGGUACAAGUUUACUCAAUCAAUUUACAGUUUUACGUAAUUUUUAUUUAGUUCAAAUGGGAAUUUUUAUACUUAUUUUGCUAAAGAUAUGGCAGGACAGUGGGAUUUAUAUGAAGAUAUAAUUGCUCCUUACUAUAAUGAUGGCUUUAAAGUAGAAAGCUGGGGUCGUCCGUAUGAUGCCAGUUUUUGUAAGCCAAAAUACAGUUAUAACGUUUUAAAUGUUUUAGGAGUAAACCUCGGAAGAUAUGCUUGGUAUAACACUGACGACCACUCAAAAUGGGGAAUUGCUAUUAAAAAUACCAACAUCUAUUGCUCUUCAGACAUAAACCGCAUGAAUUCUCAGCGUAAGCGAGGUGGAGGCGCUUUAUGUACCAAUUCUACACUUCUUUACACCGCUUUUUCCAGCCUAAUUACCUUAGAAGAGUCCUGCAACGAGCUUCUUUCUCAAACUCUCUCCUAUAUUACUUCAUAA